AUUGACAGUUCGUUCCCUCCCCAGUGUAGCUGUUAGCUCCGUGGCUGCCCUGCCGGCUGUUUGAAUGGUUUAGCGGCGGAAAACAAAGCUGAACUGUGAUGCGACUCUUAUAAAACUCGCUUCGCUUAAAAAGAAGAAGAGGAGCCAGACUGCCCGGGGCUGAAAAAAAGGUGAGAGGCUGAGCGAGCGAGGGAACAAGUGAGAAGGAACUAGAGAGAGAGAGAGAGAGAGGCCAUGGAGCAGCAGAGACAGAGGACUCUCUCCACAUCAGGAGAAUCGCUGUAUGCUGUGCUGGGGGUCGACAAGAACGCCACGACAGAGGACAUCAAGAAAUGUUACAGGAAACUGGCGUUGAAGUUUCACCCAGAUAAGAACCCGGACAACCCAGAGGCUGCUGAGAAGUUCAAGGAAAUCAACAACGCCCACUCCAUACUGGCCGACGCCACCAAGAAGAACAUCUACGAUAAAUACGGCUCGCUGGGGCUCUACGUCGCAGAGCAGUUUGGAGAGGAGAACGUCAACACCUACUUUGUUCUGUCCAGCUGGUGGGCGAAGGCCUUGUUCGUCUUCUGCUGCCUGGCCACAGGCUGUUAUUUCUGCUGUUGCCUGUGUUGCUGCUGUAACUGUUGCUGUGGUAAAUGUAAACCUCGGCCGCCCAUGGACCAGGAGCCCGAGUUCUAUGUCUCCCCCGAAGACCUGGAGGCCCAGAUGACUGCUGACGAGAGAGAUGGCGGCGAGCCCAUCGUGAUGCAGCCGUCCUCCGCCACAGAAACCACCCAGCUCACCUCCGAUGCCCACCAAAGCUAUAGGACCGACGCAUACUGAACACACACGCACACACACACACACACACACACGUUCAGCUCACACCUGACAGUUAACCACAGCUACAGUAUCAACCACAAACACACACAGCUCCACCACAAUCACCAGACUGACACAUACUGCACACACACACACACACACACACACACACACACACACACAAGCAUCACUUUCUUUUCAGUUCAUCCGCAGCAGUAAUUAUUAAUACCACACACACACACACACACACACCAGCAAACCAUCACUCUGACAGUUAGCAUGGACUCACCAGCUCAGCCCAAACUUUUCUCUCUCUGAAUUUCAAAUUUAUGAGGAAAGAGUGGAGAAGAAGGAGAAAACGAACGAGGAGGAGAGAAAAACAAACACUGAACGAUUCUUUGAUCACUCGUUAGACAGAAUGCAAACAAACAUGAGCCCAGCUUUAAUACGCAGAGUAACAUCCACCUGCAGAGUGACAGACAAGCUCAGUGUUACUCUCAUAUCAGAUACACCUGAUAACAAUCAUCAUGUCCCAAACACUAUCAGGAGCAUGGACCAGGACUUAAACAGGGACUCACCAACUGUCUCACAGCAGGCCGGUAUUAAAGUUUCAGGAAGUUGCCAAAACGCAGAGACAUUCACUAAAUACAGUACAAGCUGGUUUUACCUGUAAAAGGUGUAAACACACAUUUUUAUUUAUUUUUUUAUUUCAAAAGUCCUGAAGAAAGGUCAUGAAAAUCUCUAAACCUGAGCACAAAAAUAACGCGGUGACGGAAAAGCCUUACAAAUGAUCCUGUCACGUCCGUUUGGAAGCUGGCGUCUGGAGCUUCAGGAGCAGGAAGUUAAAUACUGAAUGGUGGAAAUGGAGGAUGAACCCCGAGCUGUGAAAGAGAGAAACAAGAGUAACGCUAAAGAUGUGCAAUGAAUUUUAACAGUAAUGCUUUUGUCUUUGUGCCAUAGUCGACUGAGGCAUAAAAUUGGGUUUUCGCUCUUUACAUUUGCUUGUAUUUACUUUUCUUCAGUGUGUUGGUGUGAGCACCAGCACAGACCUGAGGAAGGCUGCUGUCCAAACAUUGGCUUGAGAUCCACGUUUUUGUUCUGCUGUAGCAGAAAUCUAAAAAUGAAGGAAGCCAUAGCGUGCUCUGUACUUUUCAGCGUGUGUUGUAGCUGCACAGCCAAGUUUCUGUUUUCCGCAUCCGUGUCACAUUUUAAUAUUUUAUUUAUUAACAAGGAAAUAAAUUCCUUGUGUCUAGAACGUAAACAUUUGUGGAUGUUGUUAAUCAGUCGCUCAGAAACUUGAUGAGAAACAGGCUGCCUCCGUUUAGCUCGCUGGGAAACAGCUGUGGAGGCUUCCCUCUCUGCUCUGCACUGAGCAGAAGCAGGUCAGUGAUCCCGUCUGUCAGAUCUGUGAGGAGCUGAUAGGAGUAACCGGGGGUGGAGGUGUUUUCCUCUAUACCCUCAUGAACAUCACCCCCCCCCCCCCCCACCCCUCCUAAAUGUGGAGAGGGCAGCUCGCACUGGAACAGGUGCCAACAAUUGAAACCUUUACAAACCAUCAAACUAUCACAAGACUCCAGGACAGUUUGAGUAAGAUUCCUGAGGGUUAGUGUUGAUGGAUGUGGCCUGCAGCCGCCUUUAGCCUGUCAGCUUCCUCUGCCGUCCCGUGCGGCGGCAAGGCAGCUGAGGUUUCAGUCGGGGGAAGACGUCGGGUUCAAAGUCCUCAGAUUCUCCUUGUCUUCCGUGAGGAGACACUGGAACCUGUGCAGCUGCUCACGAUGAAUCUGAAUCAUGUUUUUGCACAGAACAGCAUCCUCGGUCCAUAAACUCCACAUAAUCACGCUCUGCUUCAGUUUCUCAGUAGGAACAGUGAUUAGUCACAUUACAUGUUAUUAAUACUGCUCCAUUGUGGGUUUGCUGUGAUGCUCCUCCUCUUUCCAUCUUCCUCUCUCCUCUUCUCCUUCACUUCUUCCUCCCUGUGUUCAGCUCGAUCCACCGUUCCUCCCACGUGUGAAGGACUGAGCUCCUGUGUUCACACUGAGCUGUGGCAGCCGUUCAGCACAGUCCUCCUCUUGUUGUUACCCUAAAGGACACACACACACACACACACUCACACACACACACUCACACACACACACACAGUGAUUGAGCCCCGUUUUGUUUGUUUUUAGCUUUCACUUUGUUUUGUGAGAAAGUAAAAUGCUGUACAUGUCGUGCAAACUGUAUGUUUAGAUUUCACUGUAUUUCUUUGAGUUGGUCGAAAAUAUGAACACUUGGGUUUUUCUUUCUUUUUCUUCUUCUUCUGUUUGUCUCUGUAGAUUUGCUUUUCAUUGUUUUUGUUUUUCUUAUUUAUGUUGUUAAUGAAGGGAGGAUAUUGAUAUCCAGAGUCUUACGUGUUCGCGUGGCAGCAGUUUUGUGGAUUAUACAAUUCUCAUAGCAGCUGGAAAGCAGUACAACAAUCAGGCUGAUUAGUUGGGGUGUCGUUUUCCAAGAAUAACACUUUUUUUUUUGUUGUUGUUCUUUAUUUGUCACACAUGAGUAGCUCCCCAGCUCUGCUAGUAGAAAAAAACAGGAACGUUGUGGUUGUUUGUGUCAACUUUUAAUUUUUAUUAAAAAAGGAAAAAAAAAAACUUACAUCCAACCAAACAGAAUAAUCUGCUAAUAAUCUCAUUUUCUUUGAUUACUCAAUCAAACACACACUCAAUAUGUAUUUAUACAUAUCAUGAGAAUAAGAGCUAAAUAAGUCUCUUCCAUGGCUGUCCUCCACUUCCAGACUUACAAUCGCAGGUUUCAGGGAAUCUGAAUGAAACUAAACUAAAUCAGAUCAGUUUGAGGCCACAGGAAGAAAAAAUGUACCUAAAUUAGAUAUCUUCAUUUCUAACGUUUGAACUCACAGAACAGAUUUUUAUUCCGUUUUGUUUUUAAGUUUGUCUUCCAAUUUGAAUCUAACUUUGAAUUAAACAGAUCUUUUAAAGUUUUUCCCAUGAAGCAGAAGCUCUGUUUUCACCAAAGGAAUCUUCACUCGAUUCGGUUUUUGUGCUUCAUGUCAUGUGAUCACUGAAACAUCACACUGUCAAACACAAAUCCCUCAUGUCUUUCUGUUGAACCAAACAUUCAGCAACAGUGUCUGAGUGAAUGCAGCGUGAAGCCUGAAACACAUAAACCUGGAGUCAAGGAACUUCCACUGUUUGACCUAAAACAACAAGAACUGAUGUGUGAAUAUAGAAACCAGAGUUGACAAUAAUAUUGAAGCAUUAUUUUAUUUAUUUUAUUUUUCUUAUCUUUUUAAUAAUUGAUUAACGACUAGCUGGUAUGUCAAGGAGAUGUAUAGAAUUUUAGAUGUGAGCCGUUUUGACAAUGAAAAGACAAAAUGGCAGACCUGCUGUACAUACACGCAGUGACACAGUACAUAGAGAUGUUAGAGGUUUUCUGUUCUUAGCAUGGACUAACUGUGUGCGUCUGUCAGGCAGACGUGUGGGGAAAUUAACCUGAUGUACUGUUGUAAAAUAAAUGUUUCCGAUGCUUCAGA
This is a messenger RNA of Toxotes jaculatrix (banded archerfish), 4330 nucleotides long. RefSeq names its product DnaJ (Hsp40) homolog, subfamily C, member 5ab (gene dnajc5ab). The record is from RefSeq and is a predicted model, not a curated record. Gene Ontology annotation, biological process: regulation of synaptic vesicle cycle. The transcript is spliced from 5 exons. Gene Ontology annotation, cellular component: membrane; intracellular membrane-bounded organelle; presynapse. Bases 235 to 825 code for a protein of 196 amino acids. NCBI's taxonomy places the organism in Eukaryota, Metazoa, Chordata, Actinopteri, Toxotidae.